UAGGAUCACGCGCGCCCGGGCGGCUUGGGCCGGGCGCAGCCAAUGGGCUGGCGGCGCCCGUCUGACCCGCGCCGGCGGGAGGGCGUGGGGAGGCAGGCCGGGCGCGCACGCUGCCGGGCUGUAUCGCCAUCCCUGCUGCCGCCGGGACGGGAAGUGAGCCGCCAGGGCCCACAGUGAGAUCCAGCCGCCGAGAGGGUCCUGCAGGCGCCCGGACCCGCACCCGGGGCGAAGCAUGGCGGCCGCCAAGGUUGAUGUUGACUCUGAGUUUGCAGAUUCCUCUUCUUUCCAUUGCCCACCGUCUCUGUUCCAGAGGUGGUUUUAACCAAGAGAGCAGAUCCAGCUGAGCUUAGAACAAUAUUUUUGAAGCAAUUAAGAUGCAUGUAAUCUUGCAAGGAUUCCUGGUGCAGGGAUGACAAGAACUGUCAGCCCGUCCGGCAUUCCUUCCUGGAAUUUGGCAGCCACCUCGGAGGAGAGCCUCUGUCUACCUUAGGGAGCCAUUCAUUGCCAACUGGUCAGAAAUGGUGUUGAAGAUGGACUUACUUACCAAGCUGUUCCCUGAUGACCAUAUGAUAAUCAUAUGCAAGCAUUGAAAAAAAUGGUGAAUUUUUUAUGUCUCCCAAUGACUUCGUCACUCGAUAUUUGAACAUUUUUGGAGAAAGCCAGCCUAAUCCAAAGACUGUGGAACUUUUAAGUGGUGUAGUGGAUCAGACCAAAGAUGGAUUAAUAUCCUUUCAAGAAUUCGUAGCAUUUGAAUCUGUCCUGUGUGCUCCGGAUGCUUUGUUCAUGGUGGCUUUUCAGCUAUUUGACAAAGCUGGCAAAGGAGAAGUUACUUUUGAGGACGUUAAGCAAGUUUUUGGACAGACCACAAUUCAUCAACAUAUUCCAUUUAACUGGGAUUCGGAAUUUGUGCAACUACAUUUUGGAAGAGAAAGAAAAAGACACCUGACGUAUGCAGAAUUCACUCAGUUUUUACUGGAAAUACAAUUGGAGCAUGCAAAGCAAGCCUUUGUGCAAAGGGACAGUGCCAGGAAUGGAAAAGUUACAGCCAUUGACUUCCGAGACAUCAUGGUUACCAUCCGCCCCCAUGUCUUGACGCCUUUUGUAGAAGAAUGUCUAGUAGCUGCUGCUGGAGGUGCUACGUCCCAUCAAGUUAGUUUCUCCUAUUUUAAUGGAUUCAAUUCACUCCUUAACAACAUGGAACUCAUUAGAAAGAUCUACAGCACUCUGGCUGGCAACAGAAAAGAUGUAGAGGUGACUAAGGAGGAGUUUGUUCUGGCAGCUCAGAAAUUUGGUCAGGUUACACCCAUGGAAGUUGACAUCUUGUUUCAGUUAGCAGAUUUAUAUGAGCCACGGGGACGUAUGACCUUGGCAGACAUUGAACGAAUUGCUCCAUUGGAAGAGGGCACUCUGCCUUUCAACUUGGCUGAGGCCCAGAGGCAGAAGGCCUCCGUCGACUCAUCCCGACCAAUUGUCCUGCAGAUUGCAGAGUCGGCCUACAGGUUUGGUCUGGGUUCCAUUGCUGGAGCUGUCGGAGCCACUGCCGUGUAUCCCAUCGAUCUUGUAAAAACUCGAAUGCAGAACCAACGAUCAACGGGCUCUUUUGUGGGAGAACUUAUGUAUAAAAACAGCUUUGACUGUUUUAAGAAAGUGCUACGCUAUGAAGGCUUCUUUGGACUGUAUAGAGGUCUGUUGCCACAGUUAUUGGGAGUUGCCCCAGAGAAGGCCAUAAAACUUACAGUGAAUGAUUUUGUGAGGGAUAAAUUUAUGCACAAAGAUGGUUCGGUCCCACUUGCAGCAGAAAUCCUUGCUGGAGGCUGUGCAGGAGGCUCCCAGGUGAUUUUCACAAAUCCUUUAGAAAUUGUCAAGAUCCGUUUGCAAGUGGCUGGAGAGAUCACUACUGGUCCCCGAGUCAGUGCCCUGUCUGUCGUAAGGGACCUGGGGUUCUUUGGGAUCUACAAGGGUGCCAAAGCAUGCUUUCUGCGGGACAUUCCUUUCUCGGCCAUCUACUUCCCAUGCUAUGCUCAUGUGAAGGCUUCCUUUGCAAAUGAAGAUGGGCAGAUUAGUCCCGGAAGCUUGCUCUUGGCUGGCGCCAUAGCUGGUAUGCCGGCGGCAUCUUUAGUGACCCCUGCUGAUGUUAUCAAGACGCGAUUACAGGUGGCCGCCAGGGCUGGCCAAACCACUUACAGCGGGGUGAUGGACUGCUUUAGGAAGAUACUGCGGGAAGAAGGCCCAAAAGCUCUGUGGAAAGGAGCUGGUGCUCGUGUGUUUCGAUCCUCACCCCAGUUUGGUGUAACUUUGCUGACGUACGAAUUGCUGCAGCGAUGGUUCUACAUUGAUUUUGGAGGCGUGAAACCCGUAGGAUCGGAACCGGUUCCUAAAUCCAGGAUCGUACUGCCCGCUCCCCAUCCUGAUCACAUUGGAGGCUACAGACUGGCCGUUGCAACGUUUGCAGGGAUCGAAAACAAAUUUGGACUGUACCUACCUCUCUUCAAGCCGUCCACAUCUGCGGCACAGGUCACCAGUGGAGGCCCGUAGUGGGAGCAGCCCCAGGGUGCGGCUGCAGCUCUGUCCACUGUGGUAGAGAACACCUCACCUCCGAUGGAAACAGUGUUUGCCUCCUUUCAUUUCCAUCUCUUGUUUAAAUUCGAGUCUUUUUAUAAGGUGAAAUCAUUCAUUUUCUAUGUGCUUUCUUAACCAGAGCGUUGUGAAAUUACUCCUAAUUAUUCUUUGGGCCUCUGCUCACACAUCUCUGUUUAUAGCUGACAUUUACUGGGAUUUGGUCAACACUAACAUGAUUUGGGGAGAAGGAGCAAGUCUGAAUAGAAACUAGUGCUGCUCUCCUCAGAUUAGGAUUAUACUCCCAAAGAGACUACUGAAUGGCGAUCAUGGUGCUCAGAGCAAAGUGCUUCAUGCAUGUUUAAACUGGUAGGAAGCUGGGUACAUAUUUAUCACAAUAAAAAAACACUGGAAGAAAUGAAAACAAAAUCAUCAGAAAUAGCCAGCCUUGGCUUCAGAUUUUAAACAUGUACGAAUUCUGUUCAUGGAUUAUAUUAUGAAGAUUUUAUGUGAAACCAUUUUUUUUUUUUUUUUUUUUUUUUUUUUGGUGUCACGAAAACCACAUUGAAGAUAUCAUACUCUGUUAGUAGUACCAAGACUUAUCAGGCAGAUGUCUUUGUAGUCAGGGAAGUCCUUUUGGUAUUUUAUUCUAUAGACAGAGAAACUAUGAGACGCAGCACCUCUCCUGGAUGUGCUGAUUUGGGGCAAGUUCUCAUAUGAUGCAGUGUGAUGAUCACUGCCUAUUUCAGGAAACAUUGCAGGGAAGGGCACAUCCCUCAUACUCGUAUCUACUUCACUGCCCCCAUCCCCUGCCCCCAGCAGUCGACACCUGUUUGCUUUCAAAAUCCCACUUGUCUUGAAUCAUGUGUAAGACAAAUAUAUUCUAAUACACGUUUUUAUUUAAUUUGUGGUGCCUUGCAUCAUGGUCAGAAGGCUCAAGCGUUUGUGAAGGAGGAAAUAAACUAUUUUUAAAGCUA
Molecule: messenger RNA, 3533 nt
Organism: Acinonyx jubatus (cheetah)
Lineage: Eukaryota; Metazoa; Chordata; Mammalia; Carnivora; Felidae
Gene: SLC25A13
Product: solute carrier family 25 member 13
Exons: 20
Coding region: 610-2535 (641 amino acids)
Biological process (GO): aspartate transmembrane transport; L-glutamate transmembrane transport; malate-aspartate shuttle
Molecular function (GO): L-aspartate transmembrane transporter activity; calcium ion binding; L-glutamate transmembrane transporter activity
Source: RefSeq, a predicted model, not a curated record